AGAAAAAAAAAACAUGGACGAGUCGCAGCUGUACCGUACCCGCGAGAAAUCGAAUGCGAAGAUGGGACUUGUUUGACGAUCCAACAAAGCUAUGUUGGAGAUGUUGGCUGCGUGGUUUGGGAUGCAGCAUUGGUGCUUUCCAAAUAUCUUGAAACAGAAGAAUUCGGCCGACGAUUUGGUGAGCUGAAGAGCAGGAGAUUGUUGGAGUUGGGAGCGGGAACAGGAGCAACUGGACUUGUCUCGUGUAAAUUAGGAUCCGAGGUGAUUUUGACUGAUCUUGAGGAGUUUGUACCUCUCAUGGAACUGAACAUCAAAAACAAUAAAAGUGCCCUCAAUGGUUCAGCCGCAGCUAAGGUACUCAAAUGGGGUGAGGAUAUCAGUGAUAUAAACCCUUUACCAGAACUGGUUCUCAUGUCUGACUGUGUCUACUAUCCUGAGGCCGUAGAACCUUUGGUAAAAACACUCUGUGAUCUUUCCAAAGAUGGGGCUGCCAUUCUUUGCUGCUACGAGGAGCGGACCAUUGGACAAAACGCUGAAGCUCAUCAAUUAUUUGAUAAGCUGAUGGAACCACAUUUCCUGGUGGAGGAGAUACCCCGUCAGGACCUGGAUCCGGUCUACAAUAGUGAUGAGAUACAUGUGAUGUGGUAUAGGAGAAAAGAUGUGACAUGACAAGACCAACCUAGCUGAUCUUGUGUGAUGGACUGAACUAUUAUGGGAUAACCCUAGCUUAUAGCAAGACAUAAAUGUAGUUGGACCUUAAAAGAACCUGGAUCCGGUCUAUAAUAGGAGAAAAGCUUGGACAUUACAGGACGAAAAUAAUGGAAGACACAUUUGGACCUUGAUGUUAUGGACUGAACUAACAUAGGACCAGUUUAGCUGAAAGGAAGACUUAUUUGGACCUUUCAGAAUCCGGAUCUGGUCUGCAAUAAUGAUGAGAUGUGGUGUGGUGUAGGAGAAAAGAUUGGGCGUUACAGGACCAAAAUAGCUGAUUUUUAGGACAUCUUUGGACCAUAAUGUGAUGGACUGAGGUAAUCCACCUUAGCUCAUGGGAAGAAAUAUUUGGACCUGAGGAAGACCGAGAACUGGUCUUUAAUAGUUAUGAGAUACAUGUGAUGUGGUAUAGGAGAAACGAUGGGCAUUACAGGACCAUCCUAGCUGAUUUGGAAGACAUAUUUUGACCUUGAUGUGAUGGACCAAGCUAUUCUACAACACCACCUUCUAUAACUAAAAGGAAGACUUAUUUGGACAUUUAAGGAUCUGGAUUUGGCAUUCAAGAGUGAUGAGAUACAUGUGAUGUGAUAUAGGAGAAAAGAUGCUACAUGAUCAGCCUAGCUGAAAAGAAUACAUACAUGGACCUUGAUGUGUAGGACUGAACUGUUAGAAGGAUCCCUUUAGCUCAUAGGAAGACAUAUUAGACAUUCUGCUAUGCAUAAUUUAUUUCGUUAACUAGUGGAAACAUCCAGCAACAGUUACGGUAUAUUCUUGAUUACCUUAAUCCUAUCAUGUUAGUGAGCUAAUCACAGACAUAUAAUUGCACAUGGAAAAUCUGGGUAAAAAUGUCACUCUUCUCAUAUGCUCCUUGGUUCGUUGCCUCGUGGUCAUGUCAUCCUGUUGAUAUCCUUUGGAUAUUUUACAGUUAUCUUCACUUUUUUAAACAUCCAGCAUCAUUUACUGCUUUUUUUGAAGAAUACCACCACAGGAUCACCACAUCACCUGAUCAGUGCACUGGCAGCACCUGACACAGCACAACCCUCUCCAGGAUAGCGUGUACGCUUUUGGGGAGAUUAGUACUUCUUCAAGGUACUGUUCAUUCUUCAAGAUAUUUUUUCAACUGGAAAACGCAAUAUUGAACUGUAAAGGAACUUCACGACCGACACGUAGCUAGCAAGUGUCAUUCGCAACUCUUCUUCCUGGUGUUAGUGUGUGUGUUGGGCGGCACUGUUCAGCUUUACUCGGCUCCAUUGCAUCGUAUAUCGCAAGUCAUGUGAAGUUCAGUUUCUAGUUUUGGAUUGGAUCAUCUAUCUUCGGCCGACUUUCCUUCUCCCUUGGCCUCGGACAGUGAUGAGUGAGCUUGGGGCAACUUAAUUAGGGAUUUUUCGCUCAGCAACAUACAGAGGAUUCUAGAACAGGAGUAAUGUAUUAUCUAAUGCCUGUCAAAUGAUGGAACAAGAAAGAAGUCUUUGUUGAUAGUUAGUGAAGCUAAACAUCAAUUUCGUGACCUAAUUGCAAAUGUACGUAUCGUCCACCCAGCAUCAAGGACUAAAUUGCUGCUCACCAGUUUUCGUCAAAGACUUCUCAGUUGUUCUUUGUCCGUUGGCGAGCAUUUGACAAUACAUUACUCUUGAAUCCUCCAUACGUCGCCAAGUGAAAUGUCCCUCAAGAGGAAUGGACCCGUACUAUCUCAGUCCAGCAAGAUGCUCUGGCUGCCUUGGCUUUAGAGGAAGUCGACUCACCCUGAUCUAACAAGGUGAACCGCUGGAAGCAGUGAACCAACAAGCUCAUCAAGAAAUCCUACAGGACAGACUCAGAAGAAUAUAAGAGACUCUGUGAUGUCACUCAGUGUACAAGAUGGAAACAUCCCAUAUCUGAUGUUAGCCAUCUUCUAAGCAUAUAUGAAAGAGAUGAUCCACCAGCAACAAGGACAUGACACCAAUCUUGAAAUCAACGCCAAGCAUAGAAUGUCUGCUGUGAACAGUCAUUGGUAUUCAUAUGAGCUUUGAUCCAAAAGAGACAAUGGAUUUCACACCUAAAUCUUUACAUAUAUAUGCACCCUCCAUCUUUUGUUAAUUAUCUUCCUAGUGUAUGUGAUAGAGAUGAUUGCCAGGGAUAUUCUCCUGACACCAGUCAUUAUCUAUGCUUUCCGUCCGGUGUUAAUCAGAUUCUAAAUAUUAAUGGAAUACAUGUAGAUUAUCUCACAUAGCCUGGAACUUGACACCAAACAUCAUCUACACUCCAUAUCUGGUGGUAAACAUAUUCUUAGUAUUCACGGAAGCGGUUAUCUAUUUUAAAAACAUAAUUGACACCCGGGGGGGGGGGGGGGGGGUUACUUGACCAAAAAAGUGGUAGGUAUGUGCCACGGGCGAGACACAAAACGGGGGCUCUGGAGCGGGCUUAUUGUAAAAAGGAGGGUCCUCGGAACGGGCUUCGGAACUACAAAUUUUUGUGAGAACGGGGGUCCUUGGAACGGGUCGCCUGCAUGUGUGAGUGCGUAUGCAUCCCUAUGGAACGGGCAUACAUGCAUGCAGCUAGUCCAGCGGCAAGGGCGCCGGGUGCGCUCGCGCAGAGGCGAUGGUCGGACAGCGCUCUGCGGCCGCUUUUCACCAAAAAUGCAGCUAAUUGUAGCGGAUCAUUGCGGCCGGAACGGCGUAACAAAAAAAUAUGCGAAGCUUUGGAACGGAUUAAUUAAAAAUGACUGUCAGAAGAUGAAUUACUUGGUCCUGGAUUAGGGUUAAUGUCCCCACAUUGUAGAAGAACGGUUUGAAAUGUUAAUAUUGAGUUGGGAUAGUACGAAAUUCUGCUUCCUAUGAAUUUAUGAUGAUGCAAUGUAUUUCCUCUACAGGGAAACAUCUCAGCAUUGACACUGUAUAGGCCUUUGGAGGGAUCGUGAUCCCACAAAAGAAGAAUAGCAGGCCUAUACAGAUUAGAAUAGGCAUACCUGGUAGUUCCAUUGUUCGCUUGAGGGAUCUCUUUUCAGACCAAGUGACUUUAUCUUUUCAACAAUAGCUUAUAGGCCUAUAGAUUAUACAUGAAGGUCCAUUCACAUGCUCUUGGCCAGUGCACAGUCCAGGGUAUUCAAAAUGUCUGCUAGUAGUAGUACACACAUUGUCAUUUGACAAUCAUUUUCAAUACAUUUGCUGUGUUCUUGAGCCUGUCGUGCAUCGCGCAGCAAAAACUUCUCCCCAUCAACAGACUGAUUCACAUGGUAAGGAAAAGAAAAGGGGAAGGGGUUGGGGUCAAAAGAAAGGGAUUGGUACAUAAAAGAAUCUGAGGGUAAAUGUGGAAUAAAAUUGCUGGAAAAUCAAUGUAUUGUCUUGCAUACACUUGGCUACACAAAGUAUCAUUAAACUUGAAAAUAAAGCACUAACAUUGACAUGAUUGAAGACGUGGUAUAUCAUGCAUGACAGUGUCCAGUGCCCCGUCCUGUACACUUAAAAAUCGAACGAUUGGUAGUGGCAUCAUAUAUUGUGUGAUUGUGUCAAGAAGACCCCAGCUCAGAUUAGGCUGUUGGCCAUUUUGUGAGGGAUAGCAUCUGUCCCAUUGAAUUAAAGAGGUCAGCUACUAUGGUGACUUGUAGACUUGAAUGAAUCUUCUUGGCUGCUGGUCUUUAAAAAAAAAAUUAAAUAAUAAAUACCUUGAAAAAUUA
This is a messenger RNA of Lytechinus pictus (painted urchin), 4363 nucleotides long. Its product is annotated as protein N-lysine methyltransferase METTL21D-like. The record is from RefSeq and is a predicted model, not a curated record. Gene Ontology annotation, cellular component: cytoplasm; cytosol. NCBI's taxonomy places the organism in Eukaryota, Metazoa, Echinodermata, Echinoidea, Temnopleuroida, Toxopneustidae. The transcript has 7 exons. Gene Ontology annotation, molecular function: protein-lysine N-methyltransferase activity. Gene Ontology annotation, biological process: peptidyl-lysine methylation. Bases 298 to 669 code for a protein of 123 amino acids.